AUGGAGCCCGCGCUGAUGGCGAUGCAGUCGCUGUGCGAGCGCUCGUGGGAGCUGCGGCCGCUGUGCGAGACGCUACUGGGACGGCUCGUGGCCAUCUGCGGCUACACGGACCACUUCCGCCAGCAGAAGCCGGCGCCGACCGACAUGAGCCCCGCCGAGUCCGAGUGGCCGACACAAGUGGACGCAGCGCUCUCGCGCUUCACGCUCCUGCUGGAGAGUCUUGCUGCCACCGAGUGCGCCGUGUUCCGACUGGCCGUGGCCCCCUCCCCUGUCCGUGAACUGCGCUCGCUGCACGUGUGGCUGGACGCGUCGUUCCGCGGCCUGCACGCCGAGCACGUGGAUCCAAACGCGUCCUGGGCGCUGGAGUGGGAAGAGGAGCUCGAGCGCGUGGAGCAGGCGCUGCAACUGGCGGCCAGAGUGCAAGUGGAUGCGGCAGCUGGAAGCUCGGACAACGAGCAGCGCGAGCUGAUCGCAGUGGUCAAGUUCGCCUUCAAGCAGGUGCAGGACGUGACCAGAAGAACCACGAAGAAGAAGAAGUUGGGGCGCAGCUACGCCGGCAGCAACGACGGCGCAGCGGAAAUGCAGAAGGACGAUGGAGCAGAGCUGUUCCCGGAUCACGAGGAGUCUCUGCGCGUGCUGUUCCGCAGGCUCGUGCGCGUCUGUGGCGUCCAGGUGCCUGUGCUGCCGUCGUGGUUCCUUUCUCCCGCCGAGGUGGCGUUAAACCCAGCCACUCGCUUCCGCUCGGGACCCCAAUGCCAGAUCACAAGUGCGUGUUGGAUGCGCAGUCGUGGCCAGCGGAUGGGUGGGGUGCAGCAGCUUCUCAUCAAGCAGCUCGUUGCUGGUGGACAUGGAGCUGACGCGAAGUCCGAGGCAGCCCUCCUCCAAGCGGUUGAGGCCGUGCGGAAAGAAACCGAAUUGCUGCGUGAUGUUGUAUGCCACCCGCACGUACUGCAGCUAGCAGGAGCGUCGACGUUUGGCUCACAGCCGUUCAUGGCGUUUGUGAGCCCAUGGGCCGCUCCUGAGUCCGGAUCAGCUACGGUGACAUCGCUGGAAGACUACCUUAACCUGUCCGUGGAUCAUCGGCGUCAGUUGUUCCGACUGCUUGCGCAGGCUGCUACAGGAUUGCAGAGCUUGCAUGAAGCGUCUCUAAUUCACGGCGAUCUCUGCUGCGCGAAUAUCGUCGUUGGAGAUGAUGGCCAAGCCAGACUCGCGAACCUCCGUUCGUUUUCACUUUCGCGAUACCGAACGGAGACAGAGUCGGAAGCAACUUCAACGUCAGCUUAUCAGGCAGGAUCACUCAGAUGGCAAGCCCCGGAGCUACUGAGAGAACACCCGAAGGCCGACCUCGCGUCAGAUAUUUAUGCAUUUGGAAUGACUCUGCUGGAGGCUCUCUCGGAGGAAUUGCCCUGGGGAUUCAUGGCUGAUGACGAGGUUCGCGAGCGAGUGUUGGCAGGCAAAAUGCCCCCUCCUCCGGUCGGAGUGGAAGAAAAUGUUUGGUCGCUCGUCGAGGCCAUGUGCGAUCCUGAUCAGGCUGCAAGACCCGACGUGAAUACGGUCGUCGAGGAACUGCAGGCGUUAGCUGAAGAGGAGCGUCAGCGUGACGGUGACGACGCGAGUUUUGAGGAUGAUACAGCUCCUGCAUUACCGCUGCAUCGAGUUUCCAGUGCGGACUAUGUGCGAGUUGCUGCUUCUCCUUUCGUGGGCCCAACAAAUAAUGUGCUGAAUGUCCCGGAACUUGUGCGACACCUGAGUAGCCCAACAGCGAAGAAGGUUGUGCAGCCUGCGGCCGUAGGUAUUCCCGUCCAUGAGCUUCCUACUUCGCCACACCGUAUCGAGCCUGAACAGACGACACCGACAGUAGCAGUGGUGGAACUUCGACAGAAGUGGCUGGGCGUGAAGAUCAACUCGAUCGGCAACCGCGUGGUGGUGAGCAAGUUCCUCCGUGCUGAGUCGGGAGCUGCCGGUGAAAUCGAGGCCUCGGGUCGUGUGGAGCGUGGUGAUAUUAUCGUGGCGAUUAAUGGGCAGAGCGUGCGUGGCCUGGACCGGCUUCAGAUUGGUGCCAUCGUCCAGAGCUCGCCGCGGCCUCUGGAAGUGGCUUUCAAGCGUGAGCCGCGACUGCUGACAGACUCGUUCCGUUUCCGCGGACUAGCUAUGGACCCGCGCUGGCGAGACCGAGGCUCUGCAUUGCCACUGCCGGCAUCACUGAGCCACAUACUCGCCGCUAAUGGAGAUGAAGCUGGAGGUAACGCAGAUCCGUUCUCGAUCGAGAUGUGGUUCUCGCUCGCCGAGCAUGGCGACACGUUCCUGGGAGGCAUUCUGCUGGGAGCGCAAGACCUCCCGUUCCAAGAGACGAGUGAUGCCAGCGGAUGGCCCUACGUGCACCACCAACUGCUAUCUAUCGACCCCAUGGGCAACCUGUGGUGCUCCUUCCUCAACCGACCGACGCCAAUUUGCGUGGCACGCGAGCUCUCGCCGAACCACUGGUACCACCUCGUGGUGACGUUCGGCGGAGAUGCCGGAUCGGACAGCGCCAGCUUCACCAGGAGCGAUCAGCCCGCUCAGCUCCUGAGCGUAUACCUGAACGGAGAGCAGCGCGUGACGGACAGCGGCGCUCUGCUCGCCGACUGGGCCAAGCUGCGCCACGUGAACGUCGGAUCCGGGUGCAUCAGUGGACUCGCGCCUGCCAAGCCGGAGCCACACUUCUCCGGCUGGUUUGGCUUCAGCGGCCUGGUGUUCGACAUGCGCGUGUGGCGCCGCAAAGAGCUCUCGGGCGCCCAGGUGCAGCUGCUCUUCCGCGGCAGCAGCGACUUCGUCGACGACCCGAGCUACUCCCUGCGGCGCGACCUGCUCGGCGAGCACGUGGACCAAGUCUCACCCGACGUCCGGAGGAAGCGAUCCAGCUCCGCGCGUGCCGCCAGACUGCAGGGACCUCCUUUCGCCGAGCUCGUGCGCACGACGUGGCCUCGCCAGGUCGGAGCUCACGUCUACAGCUAG
Phytophthora sojae is the source of this 2994-nucleotide messenger RNA. RefSeq lists its product as hypothetical. The coding region runs from base 1 to 2994 and encodes 997 amino acids. Gene Ontology annotation, biological process: protein phosphorylation. NCBI's taxonomy places the organism in Eukaryota, Oomycota, Peronosporomycetes, Peronosporales, Peronosporaceae. The record is from RefSeq and is a predicted model, not a curated record. Gene Ontology annotation, molecular function: protein binding; protein kinase activity; ATP binding. The transcript has a single exon.